CUAAAUUAUCCAUAUAACAGAACUCGGCCCAUAUUACUUCUUACUGAUUGCCAAACCCUAUAUCAAGAUCUUCACUCCCAAGAACACGCCGUCGUCCCCAAACCCUAGCCACCGAGUGUGCGUGUGAGAGAGAGAGGUAAGAGAAAACCAGAAAUGGGACGUGUGAUUAGGGCACAGCGUAAGGGAGCAGGGUCGGUCUUCAAGUCCCAUACCCACCACCGGAAGGGGCCUGCCAGGUUCCGCAGCCUCGACUUUGGCGAACGCAAUGGUUACCUCAAGGGUGUCAUCACCGAAAUCAUCCACGAUCCCGGCCGUGGUGCUCCUCUUGCUCGCGUCACAUUCCGUCAUCCUUUCCGCUACAAGCACCAGAAGGAGCUGUUUGUCGCCGCUGAGGGCAUGUACACCGGUCAGUUCGUUUUCUGUGGGAAGAAAGCGAAUUUGAUGGUUGGAAACGUCCUUCCUCUCAGAUCUAUCCCUGAGGGAGCUGUCGUUUGCAACGUAGAACAUCAUGUCGGUGACCGUGGUUCGUUCGCCAGAGCUUCUGGUGAUUACGCCAUCGUUAUUAGUCACAAUCCCGAUAACGGCACCACUAGGGUGAAGCUGCCAUCAGGAGCAAAGAAGAUCGUGCCGAGUGGAUGUCGUGCUAUGAUCGGUCAGGUUGCCGGAGGAGGGCGUACUGAGAAGCCUAUGCUGAAAGCUGGUAACGCAUACCAUAAAUUCCGUGUGAAGAGAAACUGCUGGCCUAAGGUUAGAGGUGUCGCCAUGAAUCCAGUCGAGCAUCCCCAUGGUGGUGGUAACCAUCAACACAUUGGUCAUGCAAGUACGGUUCGCCGUGAUGCACCACCAGGUCAAAAGGUUGGUCUUAUCGCCGCCAGAAGAACCGGGCGUCUCAGAGGUCAAGCUGCAGCUACUGCUGCCAAGGCUGAUAAAUAGGUUUUUUGAUAUUUUUGUUUCAGAAUACUCUUAUGUUGGUUUGUUUUUGCGAAUUUAUCAUGGUUGAGUUUUGUUUGAAAUUUGACUCUUGAAGGUUAGUCUACAUAUUCUUAAUGCCUGUUUUACAUUUUCAUGAGUAACUUAAUCAUGUCUUACAACAAUUUACGUUGCCUAAAACUAAAAUUUUGCAAGUAUUAUGACAUAGUUGAGCCCAAUACCCUUUCGACUUGUGGAGAAAAGUCGUGGAUCUCUUUUAAUCCCCGUCUGUAUUCGUGGAUACUGAUCAUCCAUGUUUGGAUGUACGAUUUUUAUAACCAUACUUUUAUGCACAAAACCAUAAAUUAACCAUAUGGAUAUGUAUUACUUCAUAUUCAACCUAAUUAUACUUAUAAACUUAAAAACUAUUGCGUCUAGUUCAGCCUGAGGUUGUCGGGGGUUUUCUUUUUUUAUGGGAUCCAACCGUCUUUAUUAAAAAGAAAAUUACUUGUACGGAGUAUGUUGUCAUUGUGCAGGGGGGUGGGUGGUAUCUGUAUUGACAUGUUUCACAGUCAAUGUUUAUGCAUCCGCAGGAGGAUGCUAAAACGAUGAUUUAUUGGUUACUUUAAUGCAACAUGAAACCAUGAUUUUUGGUGACUUAAUGCCACUUGAAAUCAAGGUGGGUCUAUGUGAUAUUCCUAUGAGUGUUUUUUCCUAAAAUUGAGUAAGUUCAAAUGGAGCUAAGUCUAGUAAGCUUGAUCGUUUCUUAUCGACUCUUAUUGACUGAAGACAUUCAUCAUCCAAAUUUGCAUGCUACUGCGUUGGAUCUGAUUUGUUCUAUCAUAGACAGACUGGUUAGGUUAUCCCAACAAGCUUCUGAUUGUGGUCCUCGUCCGUUUAGAUUUUAUAAUUCAUGGAAGAUAGAAUACGUUUUGAUGAGGUGGUGAAGGCAUUUUGGACUAGAUUGAGGGAGAGCUGGACAGAGGGCCUAAAGGAUAUUCUAAGAAAGUCAUGGUGUGAAGUCAAAGCUAAAAGAAACCAAGAAAAAGAUAGACCGUUGAGUCGUCUUAAUGAAAUUAACACUUGUGAAAAAGAUAGAGUGGGCCACGAAUCUAACACUUGUGAAAUAACUCUUUUUGAAUCAUUUUCGUGAGAAGUUCAAAAAAAAUUCUAAAUGUUGAAGAUGUCGGGAGGAGAUCUUGAUUUAAAGCUCUCUCGAAUGUUCAUGAUCUCCGUCUUGAGCAUGUGGUUAUGAUUGAGGAAGUCAAAAAAGCUGUUUGAUCAUGUGUCAAUGAUAAGGCUCCAAACCCGGAAGAUUUUUCUCAUUUAUAGAGGUUUAUUGUGAGAUUCUUAAAGAAGACAUUCUAGAUUUUACGGC
This is a messenger RNA of Lactuca saligna, 2287 nucleotides long. The record is from the annotation of a GenBank genome assembly. Lineage: Eukaryota; Viridiplantae; Streptophyta; Magnoliopsida; Asterales; Asteraceae.